Messenger RNA from Acanthochromis polyacanthus (spiny chromis), 7502 nucleotides. It is a transcript of the gene znf512b, whose product is annotated as zinc finger protein 512B. The transcript has 17 exons. Gene Ontology annotation, molecular function: zinc ion binding. The coding region runs from base 1435 to 3858 and encodes 807 amino acids. The record is from RefSeq and is a predicted model, not a curated record. NCBI's taxonomy places the organism in Eukaryota, Metazoa, Chordata, Actinopteri, Pomacentridae.
UUAGCUGGGGGAUGAAAUGCCAGCAUGAGGACACUUCAGAUGAAGGAAUGAAAAGGGUUUAAGUGCAUUAAAUGUGAAUUAAAAUCACCAGGAUUGUUAUUAUAAUCCUGACCUUGAAUUUAGGGGUGGAUUAUUACAAGAGCUACAAGGAAGAAUGCCUAACAAAUCCAUUUUAUGUGGGGAGUUUCUGGUUGUCAGCUCAGUUGGCUUGGCAGAUUUUUAGGCAUAAUUGUUAUUCCAGUGGUUUUUGGAGAGAGCAGCUCGCAGUGUCUGACGGCCUACAAGAGAGGCAGCGGCACUUAGAAUAAUCUGGAAUAUUUUUCCUUCGCGUGAUUUGCCGCUGAAGGCUGGAGGACGAUGCAAUUACAGAUUGAAAAUACUUAGCGACGGCUGCUACACGGAAUUAAAGCCCCUGACCCUUUUUCGUCAGCGUCGUUACGUCGGAAGAGUAUCACGAGCCGGUGUUGCAGCGACUUUAUUAGCCAGAAAGAAAAAAGAAAAAAAAAAAAAGAAACAGCCCCACUGUUAUUCCGCUCGAUAUAGAUAAUAAUAACGCGAGAGUUUGCAAGUUGCCUCAAGACUGUAGUUGCAACUGUCAAAGGUGGAGUGGAUACGCGCAUGACCCAACACACAUUACUGUAAUACUGUACACGGCCGCCGAGAUAAUAUCCGUAUAAAAAAGCGAAAUAAUCCCGAGGUAAGGAGCCGAGGAGUGAACCAAAACCGACCGAGAUUUGGCGUCUCUGCCGAUUUUCCUUCGCUUCGCUUUCUUUUACUCUCACCGACAGUCUCGCAGCCGUCGAAAUUACUGCACUAAACAUAUUUUUGUGCCUCCCUUUAGCUUCCAGCCAGCGCAAGGAUUUUUUUUUUACUCCUCCUUCGUAAUAAAGUCGCCAUUUUGCUUCACUGCCUAUAUAAACCAUCCCGUAUUCUAAUAUUUUUCCUCAAGGAGUCGGGGACAUACCUAUGUUUUUGGGAGCUGUGUGUUUUUUCCUGCUAUUUCUGGAAAGUGUUUUUAAGGAGAAGGUUGGAGAAGAAGUGCCUCGUGGUGUACAUAUUAAUGCAGGAAAGGAGGAGUAAGGAGCUGGGGGUGGUGGAAAGGAGGCAAUUGGAAACUGGGAAUAAGGUGAAAGUGUCCUGGAUUUCUUUUCAUGUACAGGCGGAAUUGUGAUUUCUGCUCGCCUGGUCGUCGUCGUCGACUGUGGAGUCGGAGGAGGACGAGACAAGACGGCCGCCCGCUCCCCUCCGGGCCCCCCAGCCUCGGUCUGACCGGUCCUUGACGCACAGCAGGUGUGAUUGCCAUGUAAGAGAACAUUGGUGGAAAAACGCCCACUUAGGUGCCUGUCUCCUGACCCCCUUCCUCCUCCCCUCACGUGGGUGACCCGGGGCCACCACCCGGCCCCUGGAGCUGGGUGACUGCCCGACAGUUCAGGCAUGGAGAGCCCCAGCGGCCCCAGGCUUGGGAAGCUGUCCUCGUCGGUGCUGCCAAGGGGCCGAACCCCCAAGCAUGGACAUCCCCAGGAGCUUGUUCGAACCACGGCAGGCCCCGAAAACAACAAACACAGUCCGGUGUGUGAUGAGCCAGCAGAGGGGAAGAGGAAAGGUCGUCCUAAAGCAGAAGUGCAGGAACUGAGAAGCAUCCCUGCCCAUAUGAUAGUACAAUGGAAGGAAGAGUUUAAACGCCGCUCCAGGGUUAAAUGUCCGUGUUCAGGCUGCUGGUUAGAGUUUCCCAGCAUCUAUGGCGUCAAGUACCACUAUCAACGCUGCCAGGGGGCCACCGUAGCUGAGAAGCUGAGUCACGGCUGUCCCUACUGUGAGGCAGUGUUUGCCACAAAGGUGCGCCUGCAGAAGCACAAGCUAUGGAACCACCCAGACAGAGUUAGCAUGGAAGCAAAGCAAGAGCAGGCUAAGCUUCUAAAGACUCCUAUCAAGUCCAACACCAAGAAAAGGCCCAUGGAGAACAGUCCCCCCUCUCCGGUGUUCUUCAAAGUGAAAAAGACACACGAGGUGUCCACACCCUCUCAGAACGGGGAGCUGGCCCACCAGAAGAGCGAGAGGAAACAGCACAGCCACAGCCAGCCUUCACAGCAGAUUCACCAGUUCCAGCCAGUCCAGCCUCAGUCUCAGCAGUCCCAGUCCCAAAGCACGUCAUCCGAUGCAGGGGAAAGUGAGAGCGAGGGGGGCAGCCUUCCCCCCUCUUUCCCAGAUGAAGACCCGGAGCGAAUGAGGCACAGACGGAAGCAGAAAACGCCUAAGAAAUUCACUGGAGAACAGCCCUCUAUAUCUGGAACAUUUGGAUUGAAAGGUAUGACUAAGGUAGAGGAGAAGCUGAAGGCGGGCCGUGUAAAGAGACCGGAAGGGAGUGGGUUCAGUGAAGAGCCUCAGAGAAGACCUUCUUCGAGUCAGUCUUCCAAGAAAGAGUCGGCAACAACAAGCUCUGGCGCUGACACUCAGUGGCAGCGAGCUAUCUCAGAGCGAGGUGAAGUGGUGUGUCCCACCUGCUCCAUCGUCACCAGGAAAACAAUCCACGGGCUGAAGAAACACAUGGAGAUUUGCCAGAAGCUCCAGGACGCCCUGAAGUGCCAGCAGUGCCACAAACAGUUCCGGUCCAAGGCCGGCCUCAACUACCACACCAUGGCUGAACACAGCACCAAGCCCUCAGGGAGCGAAGGCCAGACGGGCAACGAGCACGAGGAGAGAGAAAGGCUGCGCCGAGUGCUCAAACAGAUGGGACGAAUCAAGUGUCCUAGUGAGCACUGUGGAAAACACUACCGCUCCAAGGCUGGCAGAGACUACCAUGUACGCACUGAACACUCCCCGGCCAUCGCCACCACCACCAUGACAGCCACCACCACCACCACCAACAACAAGGACAAUGUCACUGACACCAACAACAACACCGGAAAGGAGAGGAUUGUCUCUGAGGAGUUUCCAUCAGGGGGCAGGAAGGAGCUAAGCCAACCUGAGAAGAGAGACUGGCAGGAGAAACCACCAUUCAGCCAUCCUAAGGAGAAGGACAGAGAAGCUCGAGAAAAGGACUGGGAAAAGGAGAGGGAGAGAAACAGAGAAAAACCAGUCCAUGCUGAGAGCCAGAGCGAGGACUUUGAAAGGACCCCCAGUGGCAGAGUGAGGCGGCGAUCAGCUCAGGUGGCCGUUUUCCACCUGCAGGAGAUAGCAGAGGAUGAGCUGGCCAAGGACUGGGGCACCAAGCGGCGCAUCAAGGACGACCUGGUGCCCGACAGCAAGAGGUUAAACUACACCCGGCCCGGCCUCCCCAACUUCAGCCCAGAGCUACUAGAGGCCUGGAAGAACCAAGUCAAGGAGAAAGGCUUCAUCUGCUGCACAAAUGAAAACUGUGAAGCUGUCUAUUCCAGUGUAUCAGGACUAAAGGCACAUCUCGCCAACUGCAGCCAGGGCGGAGGUGAACUGGGGAAGUAUACCUGUCUGAUCUGUCAGAAGGAGUUUAGCUCAGAGAGCGGUGUCAAGUACCACAUUAGCAAAACACACUCACAGAACUGGUUCCGGGCAGCAGCUAGUCAAGUGGUCGCCAGUAGCAAGAGUAAAGUCCUGGAGAACAAUGGGAUCAAGGCUGAGGUGAGGAACGGUGCCACCACUGGUAAGAAGAGGGGCCGCAAACCGAAAGAGCGCCCCCCUGUGGAUGAGCCUUCUCACAAACAAACUGAAGCACUUACCACUACUCAAAACUCAGCCCUCGCCGUGUUCCCUCCUUCAGUCCCAGCACAUUCCCCAACCCUGAUCCGCGACCCAACAGACAGUAAUAAUUCAGGCCAAAACAGACAGCCCAUCCCCUCCGCCACCAGACGAAGCAAACCCAAGAGGCUGUUACUGUCAGAGUAGCUCUGCUUUUGUCGACCCAGGAGCCAGAGUGGACACUUGCUGUACGUGUCAUGCCGGGAAGCUGAAACACCUUUCUAACUCCACAAGGACUUGGCACUUAGGAGAAAGCCAAAUCAACAAUUGAGACGUGAAACAUUUAGUACAGUCUUCACAUCCUGGAUUUGAAACCCCCAGAGUUAAUGUGUGUACUGUUCUAAACGAUACUCCAAACAGUAGUGCUUUAUUUCUCCAUUCCACUUUUGUCUCCUUUUUAAGGCACACAUUUCAGUUUCUGUACUCGCAGCAGGGGCGUCGGUAAAAAGAUGAAAUCUUGACCUUUACAUGGAUAGCAUUUUUAAAACAGAGGUAGUAUUCCAAAUCAAUGGAGAGUAAUUUUCUCUGCCAGAUUCGUGGUGUUGUGUUUGAGAGAUUUUGAAAAGGAUAUUCUAUUAGCAUGGUGAAGUCAUUUAAUGAUAGCUAGUGUUUUCACAUUUUUUCACAGAUAUACUGUACUGUGUACAUAAACAAUAUCUAUAUCUAUAUAUCUAUAUACUCAAAGCAAUGAUGCCAUCUGUCAUUUUCAAGCCUGACACGUCCAAUUGGAUCAUGAGCAGUCAGAAUUUUUGCUGUGUGUGCUGUAGUGCAAUGUUGUUUUGAAUUAGUUUUUGUUUUCCUGGUUUUGCUUUCAUUGUUUUUUACUUUUCAUGUUUCAUGUAAGCUAAUGUCAUAUAAGCUAAAAUGUUGGUCAGUUGUUAAUCAUGUUCCACUCUUUUUCCUACAGCUGCCACUUCAGUGACAUUUAUUUACACAUGACAGUGAAAGGUGUCUGCUUUGUCAACCAGAAUUAGGUGUCAAAAGAUUAUUUCCGCAUUUCUUUUACACUGCAGUUGGAGAGCAGAAUACCCCAAAAAGUGAUUGUUAGAAAUUUUCAUCUGUAUUGUAUAGGUUAGUUACAACAACAUGUAAUAUGACAUUGUUUAAUUGAUUUUAAACAACGGAAAGUUGAAGCAUUCUAAAAUAGGACUGGCAAAGCUAAAUGUUUGACAGAAGGAAGGACUUUGUGUGAAGCUUGUUGCACCAUUGCAGCACAAUCAAAUGAUGUGACACCAUUUUAAAGGCGGCCAUGUUUUGGCUACUGCUUUAGCUUGAAUCAAAGCUGAGGAGAGAAGUAAAAUACUAUCUUUUAUAGAGAGGUUGGGGAUAAUAAUCUUUUAUUAAACAAAGAAAAAAUUUCAAAUGAAGAUCCACAUAUAAUAAUGUAUAUGAAUUAAUUCCUGGACACUCAAAGUUAUUGCCUUGCACUUUAACCCUUAACCCUUCUUGCUCCCCUCUUGUAUUUUUGCACUCCAGGAAUAUUCAACCUUACCUAGUGGCUGGCUGGUACAGGAGUGGGGAUGUUUUACUCUGAUGAAAAACUAGAGGAAAUCUAAAUUUGUCUUUACAUGGGUAAUGAGCAACAUGAUUAACUCUCUCUAUAUAGUGUCUGAAAUCCAACACGGCCGUAUAAUUAUGACCAGAAAGCCAUAACCGGUCCUGUUGAAGUUUAAGGCUGCUCUGCCACUUGAUAUUAGAUUAGCUUCAGAUUUUAAAAGCAAAUAUGAAAUAUUAAAUUACUUUUCAAAUCUAAAAGACCAGAGAAUAUUUUCACUUUAACGUGUUUAAAGUAGAUACUUGAAUCCACAGUUGUUUUAACGAUUUGAGCAAAUGAAAACUCCACGAAUAUUUGAUUAUAUUUGCAGUUUAUGUCCAUGAAAAUAAUGACUCGCUUGCUUAAAAAAAGAGACAGAUCAUAAAUCUAUUUUAUAUUCUAUUGUGUGUGUUACCUAGAUAGCAAUCUGAUAGCUUUGAAUAAAAUUGUGAUGUGAGGAUAUUCUGGUGAGAUAAUAAGGGUGCUUUACUUGCCACUCUACCUUAAGGACCUGAUACAACUCACUUUAGUCCACUGAUCCAUCCUGCCAUGAUCUCCUCACUGGCAAGUCCUCUGAAUUUUGCACCAAAAUGUCAAUGUCAUCAUAAAAAUCGAGCACUGAUGUCAGCCGAACAUUUUCAAGAAGCAUUGAAUUUGAAUUUUGUACGUGUCCCAGGUGGUGUCAUUCCUACGCUGUGACUUUUUAUAAAGUAACGCAAAGAUUCAGUCUGAGUUCCUCCAUUGCUAAUCAACUGAUGGAGUGGGUUCAGAUGGGGAUGAUUAUGCAUGUGUCUCUGUCAGUGGGAUGGACCUUUACAGUAUCUUCUAUCUAGGUUCAGUUGAUGGAGAGGAUGAGUUAGACGAGCACUGAUUGGUCCUUGGACUUUUUCAAUAUGAGUUGUCCAGACCUUGUGUGUGCGUGCGAGUGUGCGUGCGAGUGUGUGUGUGUGUGUGUGUGUGUGUGUGUGUGUGUGUGUGUGUGUGUGUGUGUGUGUGUGUGUGUGUGUGUGUGUGUGUGUGUGUGUGUGUGUGUGUGUGUGUGUGUGUGUGUGUGCGUAUGUGUGCAUUAAACAGUUAGCACCUUUGUAAUGACUGGAUGUCAGAAAUGGUAACACUUUAGUCGAGUGUUACGCCGUGGCACAGAAUCAGUUCAUCAGCUGCUUGUUACUCGUUUCAUUAAUAACGUCACAUUGACUGUGUUUACCUGACAAGCUUUGGUGUUGCAAUAUGAUAGUUUAGCACUGCUUUUAACAGUGGGUAUUUUAUAUUUUAUCACACCCUUUACUAUCUGUCUUCCUAUGAUGUGGAAAACACAUAUCUAUCCCGCAGUGUGAGCUAACUGCAACAUGUUUAGAGAGUACAGCAAUACACCAUAUUUAGCUGAUUUUUGUUGGCUUGCUGAUAUUUUGAUAUUGAUGUGUCUUCUCAAAAUUGUAUGGCUUUCUUUUCACUCCCCUAUUUUUAUUUGUUUGCUUUGAAAAUGCUUUUUACAUAUUAUGAAAUCUAAACAUUAAACAGAAAAAGGUUGAAAAAAUUUGUAGACCACCGAGAACAUUGUAGGCCUGUGUGUUGGCAUACACUGUUAUUUUAUCCAUUUUGAUGAUGCACAUAAAUUGAGCUUUUUCAGUACAUGAUGGCAAACACAUUGGGAGAGUCCUCUAUUAUUAUCUAUUCAAUAUGGGACAACAAAGGCAUAUGUAUGUGUGUUUGUUUCUGUAUUUAGUGCACUUACUAUACCAUGACAUAGGCUUGAAAUAGGAGUGUUGUUGGAGCUUUCUAGUUACCUGGACUGUGUGUGGUGUGACUUUUGUACCUGGGGAAACAGCAGGCUCAAGUGUCUUCCCUUUGUCAGCAAUGUUAUUUCCAAAAACCAAGAUUGAUCCUUAGAAAUCCCCUUAGGCAGCCUCAGAAUUUUACCCUUUCAUUUGGACAACAGUGGUCCGUUUAGUAUGCUACCUACUUCAAAAGCAGGAAAUGGCAUCCGGCUCUGUUUGUCGGGGCCCUUGUGAUGAAACUUUUAAGAGUUUUAAGAGAUGAUGCUGUAGCUCAUAGCUGUUUAUGGCAUAUAGGUAACAGAUAAAAUGAGACUAAUUAUGUAUUAAAGAUUUCCAUAUCUAAAAUUAAGCUGUAUAGUACCUAACAUUGGAGGCAUCAAUGCCUCCUUUGAGUCUGAACUGUUACAAUUUUUCUCCCAAACUUGUUGUAUUACCUGUGCAUUAGUAUCCCUCAACUAAUUAAUAAAAGUUUGUUGACUAAA